Messenger RNA from Dendronephthya gigantea, 5621 nucleotides. Its product is annotated as putative ankyrin repeat protein RF_0381. The transcript has 6 exons. The record is from RefSeq and is a predicted model, not a curated record. Gene Ontology annotation, biological process: protein phosphorylation. Lineage: Eukaryota; Metazoa; Cnidaria; Anthozoa; Malacalcyonacea; Nephtheidae. Gene Ontology annotation, molecular function: protein binding; ATP binding; protein kinase activity. Bases 341 to 3574 code for a protein of 1077 amino acids.
AUUACAGACGUCCACACGUAUCGGGAUUCGUUGCGUUUUCAAAAGUUUUACUCUAGAAAGAGUUUCAAACGUUUGCGGAUAUACAAUGCGUAAUAAUCAUUGGUAAUAAUACGUAAUGUUUUAAAAAGCCUUGGAGCUACUUUCGUUUAAUAAUUGAGAAAUUCCCGCAUCGGGUAUUGGAUCUCGUGAUCGCAGAUCAGCUUUGUAGGACCCAACGAUCACUAAAGUCACUAAAAUUUAUCGAAGUUAUUUGUUUAUGUACGACGCUGUAUCGUGGCUGUAUGGUAUAAAGAAUUGAAGAAUUGAAGGAACUGAUAAAAAGCAAGAGCAAAGUGUGAGUAUGAGUGUGCGUGGAGAAGAAAGAAAACUACAACUUUGGUUUGAACUAAGAGAGCAAUUUGAACGAACUCAAGGUUCGCUCGAAGUGGUAAAAUGUCUUGUUCAAGAGGGCGCUGAUUUAACUUUCAAGGAUGCACACGGGAGGACUGUGCUAUACUCUGCUGUUACUAAAAGUACUUUGGAUAGAGUAAAAUAUCUUGUUGAGAACGGCGCUGAUGUAAAUAACAAGGAUUGUGACGGGUGGACAGUGCUGCACUCUGCUGUUACAGUAGGUGCGCUUGAGAAAGUAAAAUAUCUGGUCGAGAAAGGCGCUGAUGUAAAUGGCAAGAACGCCGAUGGAUGGACUGUACUGCACUCUGCUGUUACUGAAGGCACAUAUAAAAAGCAAAAGUCGAGAGAAAGGAUGAGCGUAGGUGAAGAAGAAAUGAAACGGCAAUUUCGGGAUGAACCAAGACAGGAAUUUGAACGUACAGUUACUGAUUUAAAUGGCAAAGAUACCGAUUGCUUCACUGUGCAGCACUCUGUUGUUACCGAAGGUGCUCUUGAGAUAGUAAAAUAUCUUGUUAAAAAGGGCGCUGAUGUAAAUGGCAAAAAUACAAACGGGUGGACUGUGCUGCACUCUGCUGUUAAAGAAGAUACGCUUGAAAUAGUGAAAUAUCUUGUUGAAAAGGGCGCUGACGUAAAUGCUAAGGACACUGACGAGAGGACCGUGUUGCACACUGCUGCUACAGAGGGUAAGCAUGAGAUAUUAAAAUAUCUUGUUGAAAAGGGCGCUGAUUUAAAUGGCAAAAAAACAAACGGGUGGACUGUGCUGCACUUUGCUGUUGCAGAGGGUAAGCUUGAGCUAGGAAAAUAUCUUGUUGCAAAAGGCGCCGAUGUGAAUGUCAUGUAUAAGAACGAAUGGAGUGUGCUGCACUAUGCUGUUACAAAAAAUACGCUUGAGACAGUAAAAUAUCUUGUUAAAAAAGGCGCUGAUGUAAAUGGCGAGGGUACUGACGGGUGGACUGUGCUGCACUCUGCUGUUACAGAGGGUACGCUUGAGAUAUUAAAAUAUCUUGUUGAAAAGGGCGCUGAUGUAAAUAGCAAAAAAACAAACGGCUGGGCUGUGCUGCACUCUGCUGUUACACAGGGUACGCUUGAGAUAGUAAAAUAUCUUGUUGAAAAGGGCGCUGAUAAAAAUACCAAGGAUAAUGACGAGUGUACUGUGCUCCACUCUGCUGUUACAGAGGGUACGCUUGAGAUAGUAAAAUAUCUUGUUGAAAAGGGCGCUGAUGUAAAUGCCAAAAAAACUAACGGGUGCACUGUGCUGCACUCCGCUGUUAGAGAGGGUACGCUUGAAAUAGUAAAAUAUCUUGUUGAAAAGCGUGCUGAUGUAAAUGGCAAGGAUACUGACGGGAGUACUGUGCUGCACUAUGCUGUUACAGAGGGUACGCAUGAGAUAUUAAAAUAUCUUGUUGAAAAGGGCACUGAUGUGAAUGGCAAGGAUAAUGACGGGAGUACUGUGCUGCACUAUGCUGUCACAGAGGGUACGCAUGAGAUAUUAAAAUAUCUUGUUGAAAAGGGCGCUGAUGUGAAUGGUAAGGAUAAUGACGGGAGUACUGUGCUGCACUAUGCUGUCACAGAGGAUACGCAUGAGAUAUUAAAAUAUCUUGUUGAAAAGGGCACUGAUGUGAAUGGCAAGGAUAAUGACGGGAGUACUGUGCUGCACUAUGCUGUCACAGAGGGUACGCAUGAGAUAUUAAAAUAUCUUGUUGAAAAGGGCGCUGAUGUGAAUGGUAAGGAUAAUGACGGGAGUACUGUGCUGCACUAUGCUGUCACAGAGGAUACGCAUGAGAUAUUAAAAUAUCUUGUUGAAAAAGGCGCUGAUGUGAAUGGCAAAAAAACAAACGGGUGCACUGUGCUGCACUCUGCGGUUGCUAAAGGUAGGCUUGAAAUAGUAAAAUAUCUUGUUGAAAAGGGCGCUAAGGUAAAUGGCAAGGAUACUGACGGGUGGACUGUGCUGCACUCUGCCUUUACAGAGGGUACGCUUAAGAAAGUGAAGUAUUUUUUGGAAAAAAGCGCUGAUGUAAACGCGAAAAAAACUGACAAAUGGACUGUGCUGCACUCUGCUGUUAGAAAGGGUACGCUUGAAAUAGUAAAAUAUCUUGUUGAAAAGGGCGCUGAAGUCCACAAUCAUACUCUUGGUAUUGAUAUUUUGAUAAUAGCAAUUGCGAAAAAUUCGAUUGAUUUGGUCACUCUUCUGUUAAAAAAGAACGUCAACUUAUGGAGAGGUGGGACAUUUGUUGUUGAUGGAAGAAAGUGGAGUCUGCUUGAAAUGAGUAUUCACCUUGGUCAUGAUGAAAUUGCAACUAUUCUUAAAAGGUCCGUAAAACAUCGUGAGAAAAUUCAGGUGCUUGGUACAACGAAAUGCAACCAAUUAGAGAAGACUGAAAUUCCGAUACAGGCUUUUGUCGCCGAGAGGCAAUUCAGAAUUGGUGAUGGUGCUUCCUCUUGUGUCUAUGUUGGUCUCAUGAAGGAUGGAAGCGAAGUUGCUGUUAAGAGAAUGGCGGUGCAAAAGUUCGAUAAAAUAGCUGAGAACGAAAAGGAAAUUAUGAGUCUCCUAAAAACAGAAAAUUCUCCAUUUAUUGUGAGCUAUCGACAUUUUCAUAACGACGGGAAUUUCAUACAUCUAAUUGUUGAUCUUUGCGAGGAAACCCUGACUGAACUUGUCGGCUCUCAAUCUAUUGAGCAUCUGCAAAAGCAAGGUCCAAGAAUGAUCAAAGAAAUUCUAUCAGGACUGGAAUUUCUUCAUGGUAAAGGAAUAUUACACAGAGAUCUCAAACCAUUAAACAUCCUUGUUGAUAUCGAAGGCAGUUUGAGAUUGGCAGACUUUGGAUUAAGCCGAAUUCUAAAGGACGACGAAACGGCAGUUGCAACAGAUGCUAAAGGCACUGAAGGAUGGAUACCGCCAGAAGUGAUUGAGGCAGGAGAAAAACAAGAAAAAGGUCCAUUCAAAAAGAAAUCAGAUGUUCAUGUCGCGGGUAUGAUUGCUUUCUACGUUUUAACUAAAGGUGAACAUCCUUUCGGAUCUAAGUUAGAUCAAACGAAAAAUGUUUUGAAAGGAAACUCUGUCAAUUUGAAGAAACUUGGUGAUCGUAAAGCUCGAAAUUUUGUGUCGUGGCUGAUUAAUCACAAGAUUGAUAAAAGACCUUAUGCUGACGAAGCGCUGAGAGAUUCUUUCGUCAAUAAAGACUAACAGAAUUCAGAUGCAGAUUAACGAAAGUUUUGAUUAAUUAUUGGAUCGAUCUACGUCAAGUAAAGAAUUUUUUAGACUUGAACUUUUACAUAAUAUGUUCUAUAUUUUAGCCCAAUUUAUAGAAAAUAGAGAUCAUUCACCAUCAACUGCAAAAACUUUCUUUCGUUCACAGCGUUUCCGCAGUGGACGAAUACUUGCGCGAAAGCUUUAGGUCACCCCUAAAUGAUUUCGAACGUUUUAGGAUUUUUACAAAUGAAAAAUGUAUAUUGCAGUCAGUUAAGCUUGUACGCAUUUCGUAUUGACAGUCUAGGUUAAAGUUAAAUUCGUACUCAACUUUGAAAAGGAAAAAAAAUCACGAUUAACGCAAAAUUACAAGUGUGACCUAAAACGUCUUCGCACAGCAUCACAUGCGCUAAAUUUACUUUCAUGACAACUCUUCGAGAAAGGCGUAUUACGAGAUUUUUCGACUUUGAUUGAUAUACAAUCGGAUGUUUUUUUCUGUACCGAGAUUGCUGCAAUUUCAAACCUGCUUGUUGGCUUGUGCAAGCUUAAUAAUUUACCAUUUGAUAGCAUUUUUUGCAAUAAAAACUGAAGACGAAGAACAACGUUUUUGGCCUUGUAUUUAAUAAUCGAGAUGAAUCAAGUAAAGUUUGUGCGACCGGCAAAAAAUACAGCAGAUUUCUACAUGCAAAUAUCACAAAAUCUUUACAAAAUCUUGGACGAUGACGUAACAGAUAAUAUUAAUGAGGAAUUCCGUUGUGUAACAAAUAAACUUGCUAUUAGCGAUGGAAUGAACAUAGUGGCGCCAUAAAAAUUCAUAUAUACGCUAUACUGAAAUACUGCUAGCCGGGAAAGUGUAAACAAGUCCAAGAUUACAGUUUUAUUUAACCCAGUACGGAAAAUGAGCUCGACCAGAAAAACGAUGUUAUUUCAGGCGGUAUUAAUAACAAUUUCAUCAAGGUAUAGCUAUAGCAUCAUCGAUGGAUGAACUCACAUACCGUAACUCAUUGGUCAAACUCUCAAAAAAUGUCAUACAUCAAAAAAUUCUUUAAGAAGUAAUAUGAUGGGCUGAGACUUCACAACCCAUAACGGAUGAUGAAGAUCGAUCUUACAGAAUUAGAUCACGAUUACAAACAUCUUUUCUCCCUCGAAAAAUGUAUGGGCGAAAACGAAUCCAUGGGUGGUGGUUUUGAUCGAGAAAAUGGUGAUCUUGAUAUGCACUUUGAUCUUGAAAGCCACUUUAACUCUAUUACAACGGUAGUAUGCAAACUUGGUAACAGGUUUGCAGGUUCAGGAAUCAUGCAAAGUAAAGAACCGAAAAAACAGGUGAGAAGAGAGAGAAAGACAUUUUGAAGCCCGCGUGUUUAAAGAAGAGGUCCAGAGUCCACCAUUACACCUUAUGGAUAUUCCAAGAAUUGGGCAGGUACCCCCAACUUUUACAUUCGCUGCCCGCAAACUUUUGCGCGUUGGAAUAAACCGCCCAUGUUUAUAGAGAUGCUCUAAACUGCAGUGAUUACAGGUAUUAAUUUAAAUACCAACCAACGACCAAUCCCAGAUAAACAGAACUUUAAACAAUAUCACCAAGCGAGGGAAAAUAUUAAAACUAAAGUCGGCAAAAAAUUUCUUAAACUUAUCUAUGCCAGCCCCAAGGCUGUCAACUGGUUAUGGGGCUUCGAGUUUCAACACGUUCGCUCUCAUUUUAUACUUUAUUAAUAUAACGGUGCUAUAUACAAAUACAAGAAUACACAGGAGUUACACGAUAUUCCUCGAGUUACAUAUUACAAGAUAAAGACAUAAAAACAUUAACAGCUACUUACAAAUAUCUGUGAUGGCUCUCUGGUGUCUGGCGAAAAAACGUUAUAGAUAAACUAACUAUGACAACAGGCCUUCGAAAAUGUCAAUCCUUACCGCGUGCUUCACAAACGGGCCUUAUAAAGCUCAUAACCCGGAAGUUCGUCAGCCGGAAGUGACACGGCUGUAACAUGGCUCCCCAAAAUGUUCACUUAGUACAUUUUCUAACUAUAAAAUAUCAAUAACCUAUAUUAUC